Molecule: messenger RNA, 315 nt
Organism: Dendrobium catenatum
Lineage: Eukaryota; Viridiplantae; Streptophyta; Magnoliopsida; Asparagales; Orchidaceae
Exons: 2
Coding region: 28-300 (90 amino acids)
Source: RefSeq, a predicted model, not a curated record
UGGUUGGUGCAAUCUAUCCCCACCGAUAUGCCGCUCCUCCCCCGCGUACCGGGCGUGCUCGCCUCCGGGGACGUGCUCAGAUGGAUGGCGGGAAAUGCGACCAGGCGCCUUGACGUGAUUGCGCAGUACUGGCAGCUUUUGGCACAGCCUGGAAAUCCCAAAUCUGGUGACUAUGGGUAUUCUAAUGCUGACUUGGAGAGGUUCGGCGCAGGAGAGGGACGUGCUGUUUAUAAGGCAUUGGAGGAGGCAGCGGAGAGGAGGGUUGAUAUCAGGCAUUCCCCUUUGCCUUUUGAUUCAUGAUUAUUUGAUUGCCUU